Messenger RNA from Girardinichthys multiradiatus, 3043 nucleotides. It is a transcript of the gene foxa3, whose product is annotated as forkhead box A3. Gene Ontology annotation, biological process: cell differentiation; regulation of transcription by RNA polymerase II; anatomical structure morphogenesis. Gene Ontology annotation, molecular function: protein domain specific binding; transcription factor binding; RNA polymerase II cis-regulatory region sequence-specific DNA binding. The coding region runs from base 360 to 1766 and encodes 468 amino acids. NCBI's taxonomy places the organism in Eukaryota, Metazoa, Chordata, Actinopteri, Cyprinodontiformes, Goodeidae. The transcript has 2 exons. The record is from RefSeq and is a predicted model, not a curated record.
CACUGUGUUUGCGCGCUGCGCCUCCGUCCAUCCAGAGUUGCGUCCCGACGGCCCCCCGGCGGGAAGGGAAGACAAACGGGCCACACGAAGAAGUCAGCGUCCCUCUGUAAUCCCUAUAAAUAAGACUCUGAAACAAUGGAUGACUGAAAAAUAAGAAAUAUUGACUGAAUUACUCAGAGGAACAUUUGUUAAAUCCGCUUCAUGCGUCGGGUCCUUUUUCUUGGCUAACAGAAGAAACCUUCAGUCCGGAUUUUUCAUUUGCUGAGGAUUGUAUAUUUCUUUUUGAUAUAUAUAGAUUUUUUUUUAUAUAAAACCCAGCUUUAGAUAUUUUUUCUGUUCUCUGAAGACUUGUGUUGGGGAUGUUGAGCUCUGUGAAGAUGGAAGCGCACGAUUUACCAGAUUGGAAUACCUAUUAUAGCGAGGCCAGCGAGAUGUAUUCCUCUCCCAGCACCAUGAACUCUGGUCUGGGCUCCAUGAGCUCCAUGGGCUCCAUCAACAGCUACAUCAACCUGAACCCAGCCACGGCCUCACCAGCAGGCAUGAACAUGGCGUAUCCUAGCUCCAGCCUCGGCAGCUCUUCUCUGGCUACAAUGGGCACUGGGCCCAGUCACAUGUCUCUGUCCCCAGUGGCGUCUUCCCUCAGCUCGAGCACCCUAACUCAACUGGGCUCCACUGCUCCUGCCUCUCUGGGCUCUUUGUCCCACUACCAGAACAUGAGCCAGUCCAUGAGUCAGCUUGGAUACACUGCUGCUGGCUCCCUGAGCCGGGCCGGGCCCAAGGAGGUCCCUCCAAAGCCCUACCGACGCUCCCUGACCCAUGCCAAGCCGCCGUACUCCUACAUCUCACUCAUCACCAUGGCCAUCCAACAGAGCAGCAGCAAGAUGCUCACCCUGAAUGAGAUCUACCAGUGGAUCAUGGACCUGUUCCCGUACUACCGCGAGAACCAGCAGCGCUGGCAGAACUCUAUCCGCCACUCGCUCUCCUUCAAUGACUGCUUCGUGAAGGUGGCCCGUUCGCCGGACAAGCCAGGCAAAGGCUCCUACUGGACUCUUCACCCGCAGUCGGGCAACAUGUUUGAGAACGGCUGCUUCCUGAGGCGCCAGAAACGCUUCAAGAUCGAGGACAAGGCAUCCAAAAAGGGAGCCAAGAACCAGGAGGGGGGCUCGGGGAAAGGAGGCCAUGGCGGACACCAUCUGGGGGAGGAUCACAGCCCCACAGGUGGGUCAGAGGGAGCGGACUCCGCCCACUCAGACAACUCCCAUCCAAGCUCUUCAGAUGACCAGCCUCAUCACAGAAACACCUUGGUUUCUCUAGACUGCCCUCAACUGUCCUCCUCACACCUCCACAGCCCAGCUGCCUCCCUGCCUCCUUCCUCCUCCACCUCAUCCUCCAUCCCACCAUCCUCCCUGUCCCUCUCCGGCACCUCCCCCUCCUCCAGCUCUCUCCUUCACUCCCAAUCCUUAGCCAGCAGCUCCCACCUCCUGCCUAGCGCCAUGCAGCCGCACAUGGACCUACACAGCGACGCCCUCAAGUCGUUGGACCCCCACUACAACUUCAACCACCCCUUCUCCAUCACCAACCUCAUGUCCAACGAGCAGAAGAUGGACCUGAAGUCUUACCAGGACCAGGUGAUGGCCUACACCGGCUACACCAGCAGUUCGCCGGUAGGAGUGAAGCAGAUCUAUGACAGCCCCAGCCCGGCUGCCAUGGACUCUGGAGCUUACUACCAACCACUGUACAGCCGUUCGGUGCUCAACGCCUCCUAAUAUGGACAAACACACACAAACCUUUCUGCUGAGGUGAGCCAAGAUGGAGGCUUCUGUUUCUAAAAUGGACACUGAAGCUCUAGUUCUCUUCCUCUUUCCUUCGCUCUCUUUGGCUCACAUUCAGUCGUCUUCACAGGACUUUCACCUGAAACGGCUGCUGCUGUGUCUGAGGGGCCAAAAAACUGUUUGCUUUUAUCAAAGAAGGAGACUGUGUAGUUACAGUAGAACUGGACGGUGAGACUUUCUAAGUGAUCAAGAAGAUGCAUCUGUGUGUAAGUCAGAUUCUGUCUUUGCAGGGUGAAAAUUAAACCUGUAUACAAUGUAAAUAGAUGUGCAGGGGGUGGAGGAGGAGGUAUGCAUUUAUUUAUGAAGGGAAUAAAUUUUAAUAUAUCUUCUGAAGGCCGGCCGGUUACAACUCAAAUUGCAAUUUUGUUUUGUAGAGUUUGAGUUUCAGGUUACUGCUUCAGGCAACAGGAGACAGUUCAGCUUUGUGUUACAGCAACUUUGGUCAUUUUUUUUUAAUUUUUUUAAAUGGUUCUGUCACUUCUGUCACAUCCAGACAUGCAAAAAAAAUGCAACAAACUCUGAAUCUCUGACAGAAUGAUUUCAAAGCAACUGUGGUAAAAAAAAAAAAAAAAAAAAAAAAAAAAAGAACAAAAAAAGAAAUAUAAAGUUGUUUUCAUUGCCCAAAUCCUUCUGUUAUUCCAUAUAUGGCAGCCAUUAAAGUGAACAGGUUUCUGCAGACUGGAGCUUUUUGAAGAGAAGUUCAGUCAGUUACCAAAACUUUGACAAAAGGGAGGGAGAAAUGCACUAUGAGGAGGAUUUACAUACAGUACUUUGCACUCUGGAGCUCCCACAGACCAGGUAUGCUGAUAGCGUGUGUGUGUUUGUGUGUGUGUUACAACAAUGCUUAGGAAAGCCCCCCUUACGCUGUCAAUGUAUCGGCUCAGGGGGGUGUCAAGUGACCCACCAGUGUCCGAAAGUGCCUUUUCUCCAAACGCCUGCUGAUCUGAUAACAGAUCGAUGUGUCGACAAUCUGCUGAAGGAUUUUUCUGAUAAAGUGCAGGAGUUUCAGGUCACAUGAUGUCCUUUGUGGAACAUGAUUUAGUUUCGAAGAGAAAUGUCUUUUAUUUAAGCUAUGUCGCUUUUCAAACUCUGAAAGUGUGCUGAUAUAAUAUAUAUUUUGUUUUCUUGUUGUUGUUGUUGGUUUUACAUGUGAUUAAAAUGAUUCAUGUUUCAUUUUUCUUAUUAAAAACGGAAAAAAUGUGGGGAAGAAA